GUGCAGGCAAAGUUUGGUGUUUCUAACUUCAGCAACAUGUGCAGAGAGGCACCAUGUUGUAUUGUGCUCCUUUUAAAAGGCAUUGCCUCAUGCUGCCUUAGAUGGCAAGUAUUUACGGAUAGAUCAUUCCAAAGGUUUUUGACAAGGCUUAGCCCGUCUCUUCCUCCUUAAUGAGUCUUUUCUAUUAAUUUUUUAAAAAAGAAAACUAAUAAAUAGCAAAUACUGGAGGUUAAAUAAGGACAUCACUUGGAACCCUAGUAAAAAAUUAAGUUAACAGAUUAAAAAUCCCACCUGACAGUACCCAAGUCUAUAAACAACAACUGAUCCAUCUAACCCUGUUCUGCAGUUCCUGACUUGCAGUGAUUCCCUGAAACUCAUCUUGGGCGAAGAGCUUGGCUUUUCAAAUUCGUGUUCAUCCCUGCUUUCUAUUAGGCCAUGCCCAGAAACUCGUCUUUCAUCUUUCUACCUCUGAGCCUUCCCUAGAGAUGGUCAUUCUUUACCGGAGGAAGAGCACUCUGCACAUACUCAUAAGCCAUGCACAAAAAUUAAAAAAAAAAAAAAAACCCAACCCCAAGCAUGCUGCUAAUUCGAUACCUUCCAGCCCCUCUGAGAAAGAGAAAAAGGAACCCGGGGGGGAGGCAAGGAAAGAGCAGUGGCCCAGAUGCGCGCCAUUGGACCUCGGCGCAUCCCAGCGGGCGGAGGAAACCGUCCAGCCAGGGGCCGAGCUCGGCGACUCCUCCAUGGAGCAAUCGUGGCAAGGCAACCCUGCCCAGUCUCCCCCUCCCCCUUUGGGCGAGGGGCUGUCCCAAGCCGGCUUCCCCUUCCUUUCGGCGCUGACUGACAGGGAUCGCAGCCACUGCCUGCCCUGUGGAGGGGGGACUAACCCCAGCCUCUCCGGCGCAGCCCGGGAACCAACCUGGUGGCCACCUCCAGGGCAGGGCAAGGAGAGAAGGGCUUGUGAGGCGCCGCAGGCGAGGUGACGGGCUGGGCCGGGCCGAGCCGGCCGGGGUAUGAUGGGCGCCGCGGAACUCAAGGCGGAGCCGCCGCCGCUGCCGCUAUCGCUGCCUCUGCCUCUGCCGCCGCCGCCACAAGAGCCCUAAAAGAGAGCCGCGCUGGAGGCGCCCCGGCCCAGUCCCAUCCAGGGGCGGGAUUCUGGAUUUCUCCAGGACAGGAAGUGUUGGAAAAGAGAUUGAAAAGAAGCCGGAGAAGUAAAGAUGCUGCUGUCAGAACAACUCUGCUUUGCAGUCAUUCCAUCAGCCUGUUUCUGUGGCAGGAAAAAGAGCACCAAUGAUUGAAAAAUGGUAGCACAAGCAGACUUAGGAAGACUCCAUAUAAUAUGUAGAAGGAACAGAUGAAGUUAUUCGGAUGACUUGGAAGAACUUUGAUGCAGGGAGGUGCCCUUUUACUUAAUCACCACAUCACCGGCAAUAGGAUACCUUUAAAGAUUGUCCAUCCUUUCCGGUUGGGUGUCUUAUACCUAUCUUGCUCCCUGGGACUGCACGUUGCAUUGAAGCUCUCUUUCAGUCGGCUCAAUCGGCCCAGUCUCCUCUCGCUGGGGUAGUUCUACUUUUGUCUGCAGGAAGCUUGGAGGACUAGAGCUUCCUUUCUUGCGGGAGUAAAAGAUGGCUGCCACACAGGAAGUACCUCCUCCAGCAUUGGGCCUCCACUUUUUGUACCCAUUAGAAGAAACAAUGGCACCCAGGGUGAAAAUAGAAGAGCCUGGUCCCCCAUGUCCUGAAGCUGGUUGGGAAUGGGAUGCUCCGGGGAAGACUCCUCUUGUUGUCCAGGCAGGCACCAUUAGUGAUCUGUUGAGGUGGGCAACUCCUCCCCAAGUAAGGAGCGACCCAAUUCCACAGCUUUGGGAGGUUCAGUGCCAGGAGAUGGUGCAAAGCCUGAGGACACCUGCUGAUGUCAUGCCAGCCCCUGUGCCUGUCCCACCCCCAGCCCCUGGCUGGGGCAACCUUCAACUACCUGAGCUUGCACCUGUGGAUGACAUUGAAGCCUACCUGUCAUCCUUUGAGCGUGCGGCUGAAUCAUGCCAGUGGCCGAGAGGAGAGUGGAUGAGCCGCCUUAUGCCAGCUCUCGGAAAAGCCCAGCCACCACAUAAUGGCUUGGAUGCCAGAGGUGGCAGGAAUGAGCAUAGAAAGUCCAAAUCUUCUGGCCUGCGAGGAGAGGCAGGCGCCAAUGUGGAAAUGCAGCGGCAGCGUUUCCGGCAGUUCCGUUACCAGGACUCUGAAGGCCCCCGGGAGGCUUGUCGGAGGCUCCGGGAGCUUUGCCGGCGUUGGCUGAAGCCUGAGAGUCGCACAAAGGAGCAGAUUCUUGAACUGCUGAUCCUGGAGCAGUUCCUGACCAUCUUGCCCCAAGAGAUCCAGAGCUGGGUGUGGGAACGAGGCCCUGAGACGUGUGCCCAAGCGGUAGCCUUGGUGGAAGGAUACCAGAUGGGACGGCGAGAGGCAGGGAUGUGGGAGCAGCAGGUUACAGUGCGGGUCAAGGUUGAACAGGUAAGCCCACAGGAAAUGAUUUUACCUGGAGCACCGUGGGAUCCUUCAGCCUCGCUGCUGCCCCAUCCCGAGUGCUUAUCCUCAUCAGAUAUAACACUAAACCAGCCUAUCCCAGGCUCUGCUCUCAAGAUGCCCUGCAUCCCAAAACAGGAACCACAAAGCCUUCAGGACACAGGCUCUCUACUGGCCAAUGGAAUCCGAGAGAACCACUCUUUGCCUGGAGGCAUGAUGGAAAUGGGAUUGCUCCCUGGGAAUUCCCGGGAGAAAAUGUUGGGUGAGAAUUGUGGUGAACGGAUGAGUCAACAAUGUGAUGUGAGAUUUGGAGACACAAGAGAGAAUCCAGUUGCACAUCUCAACUCUCUUGGAGGCUCUCACCCAGCAGGAAAGUCCCUUCACCAGUGUUCAGAAUGCGGGAAAACAUUUAGCCGUAACUCACAUCUUCUCACUCACCUAAGGAUCCAUACUGGGGAGAAGCCCCACCAGUGCCCUCAGUGUGGCAAACGUUUUGGUCAUACUUCCCAGCUGACUCGUCAUCAGAGGACCCAUGCCUCAGAGAGACCUUUCCGAUGUGCUCAGUGCAGCCGAAGUUUUUACCAGAGCUCAGAGUUGACCAGGCAUCGAGUGUCCCAUGCCAGAGACCGUCCGUACGGGUGCAGCCAAUGUGGGAAGAAGUUUCGCUGGAGUUCUGAUCUCAUCCGACACCAGAUCACCCAUACAGGAGAGAGACCGUACAAGUGUCCUGACUGCGGGAAGAAGUUUGGUCAGAAUUCGCACCUGGUUCGACAUCGGAGAACCCACACUACUUAGCCAAGAUCUUCCCAGAAGGAAAGAAAACUUGUUUCCCAGCAUUGAAAGCUCACUAAGGUCCAAAGCAUGGAACCAGACCACCACUUAGCUUAGUGUCAUAAUGAGCCAGAUGACCGAUGAACUUUCAGUUCAGUAUCUGCAGAGAUUUACCUGUUGAUAUGGCUUAAUUAGAAAGAAUCCAGUCUACCUGCAGUGGGAUAGGCAAGGUGGCAGUUCCCCAAUACCAAUUUGUGUUCUACCUAGAGAGUCACAGUAGAACGGAACUGAUUACUUUAAAAAGGUGCUGAGCCUUACUAGAGCUGACUUCCUGGACUAUACUAAACCACUAAUAUUGUGGUGGCACCAGUUGGAGGUCUUUUUUCUUUCUCUAUCUCCUUUUCCUUCCUCCCUCAUUCUCUUUUAAUAGAAAAGAUAAUAGAACUUCUAGUCAUCUAGACAGAUUUAUUGUUACGUAACAACUUGUAUUCCUUGCCCUGAGACCAUUUCUUUGUUGUGAAGCAAAAGCAAUGUAUUUUUUUGAGAAAUGACCAGUCUGCAUUGGCAGAGGGUUGAAAUCUUUUAAAAUGAUGGAGAUCUCCUCUUGGGGAAGCUGCUGUGGAGUAUUUUGCCUUUUUUUUUUUUUAAAUUACAACUUUGAUAAAUGGGAAAAUUGUCAACCUAAA
Molecule: messenger RNA, 3970 nt
Organism: Crotalus tigris (Tiger rattlesnake)
Lineage: Eukaryota; Metazoa; Chordata; Lepidosauria; Squamata; Viperidae
Product: zinc finger protein 500-like
Exons: 7
Coding region: 1623-3308 (561 amino acids)
Biological process (GO): regulation of transcription by RNA polymerase II
Molecular function (GO): RNA polymerase II cis-regulatory region sequence-specific DNA binding; DNA-binding transcription factor activity, RNA polymerase II-specific
Source: RefSeq, a predicted model, not a curated record